[Candida] anglica is the source of this 3216-nucleotide messenger RNA. The record is from the annotation of a GenBank genome assembly. NCBI's taxonomy places the organism in Eukaryota, Fungi, Ascomycota, Pichiomycetes, Serinales, Debaryomycetaceae.
AUGACUAAAGUCCAGAGGUCGAUAAGUAGCUUUUUCCCGAUUCGUAAGAAGACCGAGCUGGGUGGAGAUGGUGAGGGAAGUUCAAAAUCAUCAAAUAUUUCAAUUGAUCUUACUGAAGAGGAUGAUAAAAGUGAAACAACGCGUUCAUCUUUGAAUGAAGAUGUAGAGAUAAAUGAUAUAAAGCCACAGAUUGAGAUAGAGGAGAUAGCUGAAAUACCAAAGGAAGAAAAAAAAAUUGAAUCAAAGACUGUUGACCUGAAAGAGGAUAAAGAGUCUGAGGUGGAACCAAUGGAAUUGGAUAAAGAGGAACAGUCCGAUGAUUCCAAAUCAUUAACUCCAGAAGUACAACCUAAGCCAAAACGAAGAAUUCUGUCAACUACUUCGAGAGAAACCAAACGACUGAAGGUAAACCCACCUGCAAAGAAGCAUGCUAAAACAUCCUCAAAGCUUACACCAUUGGAGAAACAAAUUGUGGAGUUUAAACGCCAACACCCUGAUAAAGUACUUGCGGUUCAAGUUGGAUACAAGUUCAAGUUUUUUGGGCCAGAUGCUGUGGUUGCAGCAAGAAUUCUUAAUAUAAUGUUAGUUCCAGGGAAAAUCAAUUUGGAGCAAGAAGAUACUACCCAUGACAAAAUUGCAUACUGUUCCAUUCCAGACAAUAGAUUACAUAUUCAUUUACAGAGACUUUUGGCCCGUGGGCUCAAAGUUGGAGUCAUCAAACAAACCGAAACUGCAGCAAUCAAAUCUGUUGAAGGGAGUAAAAGUGGGUUAUUUGAACGUAAAGUUACUGCAGUUUAUACUAGAGCCACUUAUAUGGAUGACGAGCUUUUAACUAUGGGUAGUGGAGCAAAUACUGGAUACAGCUCUGUAGAAGAAGAUGUGGGGAAGUUUAUUAUUUGUGUUGAUGAGCUGGAUCUGUCGGGUCUCAUUGGAAUUGUAGCAGUUCUGCCAAUAACUGGAGAAAUUGUAUAUGAUAAUUUUGAGGAUAAUAUGAUGAAGAGUGAAUUAGAGACUAGAUUGGCAUACUUAUGUCCAAGUGAAAUAAUGGUGUUAAAUGAUCAACAAGGGAUUUCUAAAGAAGUUAAAAAAGUGGUGAACCUUGCAUCCAUCCCAAAUAAUAGUAAGGUUGUUCAUAUUCAAAAGAGGAGUCCCGAAGAAUAUACUCAACAAUUGACUGGUUUCUUUAAUACAGUUAAUACCAAUAGCUUAAUAGAAUUCUACGCUGGGCUACCAUCUAAUAUCCAAUCGUGUGUUGCUGAGUUAAUGCAAACUCUUUCAGAAUUCCAAUUGAGUAAUGUUUUCACAAUCACUUCGAAUGUGACGGCGUUCUCAAAUUCUAGAAAGUAUAUGCUUUUACCAGGAAAUACACUUCAACAAUUGGAAAUAUUUAGAAACACUUCAUCUACAGAAAAUGGAAAGGGAUCCUUAAUAUGGUUACUAAAUCAUACCAGAACAAGAAUGGGUCUGCGACUCUUUUGUAAAUGGGUGUCCAAACCGUUGGUUCAAAGGAUAGAUAUAGAGCAAAGGUUGGAUGCAGUGCUGCAAUUAAAAUCAGGGUUCAUACACUUUGUGGAAUCAUUCAUGGGUCAAUUAGAUAAGAUUGGAAGUUCAGGGUUAGAUUUUGAGAAAUGUUUAAUUAAAGUACAUUAUGCAUCUACUUACAAUCUGGAUAAAAUUGGAAGGAAAGAAAUCUUUCUAUUUUUAAAAUCUAUAUCUGAACUACUUUCCUUGGUGGAAAGCUUCAGAGAUCCUUUGGAAACACUUCUUCUGGAGGGAAAAAUUUCUUCAAAAUUACUUGAGGAUCUCUUUCUUAACUUGUUGGAUUGUUCACAAAACAAUAAUGUAGAUGGACUUUUAAAUAUGAUUAAUCCAUCAGCUGCAUUGGAAGAAAAGGAUUUAAUUGUUCAAAAAACUAAAUUUUUCCAACUUUACAACUUUACUUGGGAAGAAAUUGAAAAUGAACUAAACCAAAUUAAGAUUAUAGAAGCCGAACUUGAUAAUGAACUUCAAAACGCUAGAAAAAUGUUGAAAAGACCACAAUUAAAUUACAUUACGAACAUGAAAGAAACUCAUUUGAUUGAAGUGAGAAACGGAGCUAUGGCAAAGUCCUUACCAUUAAAUUGGAUUAAGAUCAGUGCUACAAAAUCAGUAUCAAGAUUUAGAUCGCCAGAGAUUACUAAGCUCCACAAGCAAUUACAAUAUCAUAAUGAUAUGUUACUCCAUGCGUGCGAUAGGGCAUAUACUACUUUCCUUGGAAAGGUUGAUGAUAAUUAUGAAUAUUUGGCAAGGAUAUCAAGAUAUGUUUGUGAAUUUGAUUGUCUAUUGUCUUUAACGGCUGCAAGUACAGUGAAUUUAAACCUUUGUAGACCUCAAUUUGUUGAUGAACAAGUAAUUAAAGUGAAACAAGGACGUAAUCCGAUUAUUGAAAACUUACCACAUACUGCGGCUAAUUACAUUCCUAAUGAUAUUGAUAUGUCUGAAGAACUGAAUCGAUGUCUGAUUAUUACUGGUCCUAAUAUGGGUGGUAAAUCGUCAUACGUUAGGGAGAUUGCUCUUAUUGUUAUCAUGGCGCAAAUUGGCUGCUAUGUUCCUUGUGAAAGUGCCACCCUCGGUGUCUUUGACUCCAUAUUUACUCGAAUGGGUGCCCAAGAUAAUAUCAUAAAAGGUGAAUCCACUUUUAUGGUUGAAAUGAUGGAAUGCAGUAACAUUAUCAAGAAUUGUACCAAGAAUUCAUUGGUAAUCUUGGACGAAAUCGGUAGAGGUACAGGAACCACUGAUGGGAUCUCUAUUGCCUAUUCGAUUCUUGAUUAUUUCAUCAAUAAUGUAUCAUCACCUCUAGUACUAUUCAUCACCCAUUAUCCAUCUUUGGGUUGCUUUGAGAGCAUGUAUCCAAUGAUUGUGCAUAAUUAUCAUAUGGGGUUCUUAGAAGUGGAAAAGAAGGGCCAAGAGUGGCCAGAUAUUGUAUUCUUGUAUACAGUUGUGAGAGGAUUAGUAAAGAAUCUGUACGGUUUGAAUGUUGCAAGACUUGCAGGGAUUCCUCCAAACAUCGUUUCACGGGCUCAUGAAAUGGCCCUGACUUUGAAAAAAGAUAUUGAACAUAGUCAAGGUAUAUCUUUCACCGUAGGGGUAUUAAAGGCAUUUAAUCAAUUACAAAAAGAUUCUUAUAAUCCGGAAAAACUUGUUGAUACAUUAAUGAGAUUAAGUUCAGAAUUAUAA